Messenger RNA from Peronospora matthiolae, 288 nucleotides. Lineage: Eukaryota; Oomycota; Peronosporomycetes; Peronosporales; Peronosporaceae. The record is from the annotation of a GenBank genome assembly.
AUGAUUUUCUGCAAGACGAAGGGGCACAUCGCAAGUACCAAGAACUCAUUGAUGGAAGAUUUCAGCAAUAAAGAUCUUGGAGAUCUCAAGUACUGCCUCGGGAUCGAGAUUCAUCGCAAGCGCGAAGAUGGAACGAUCAAGAUGAACCAGAAGGCGUACACCAAGCGACUUUUGGAGAAGUUCGGCGUUGAAAACUGCAAGGACGUGCACACGCCGGCGGACAGAAACUCGAAGCUGAUCAAGAUGGGUCAAGAGGAAGUGUUUGUACCAAAGUACCCAUACCGUUAG